AUGACAAAUUCUGAAAAUCAAGCUGAUGAAAUAUUAGCAUUACAAUCAAUUUUUGAUAAAAAAUUUCAUUUACUCAAUGAAAAUCAAUAUGAAGUAUUAAUUGAAUUUGAUUUACCUACAUCAUUUACAAUACGAUUGAAAGAUAAAAUAUCUAUUAUUCAACAUUUACCACCAUUAUCUCUUAUAAUUAAUUAUCAUGAUGAAUAUCCAAGUGAUGAUCCACCAUCAUUUAUUCUAUUAUGUUUUUAUUUUUCAAAAAUUGAUUUAGAAAAACUUUGUCGAAAAAUUGAUCAUUUUUUAUUUAUUCCAGGAGAAGUUUGUGUUUAUGAUUGUAUUGUAUUAAUAAAACAAGAAAUAACUAAUGAAUUUAUUAUUCGUACCAAUUUUGAAGAACAAGAAAAUGAUCCAAGAGCAUUAAAUGGUUAUAAUAUUGAAAAUGGAGAAAAAAUUUUUCAAAAUUUAAUUGAUUAUAAUCAAAGACAUAUUAUUCCAGGUUUAGAUUGUAUUCGUCUUCAUCGUUGUGGACAUUUUUAUUGUCGUCCUUGUUUAAAUCAUUAUAUUCGCAUGACAUUUGACAAUGGAAAAUUUGGAGAAAAUCUUCAUUGUCCACAGGAUCAUUGUAAACAAGUUUUACUUCCAACAGAAAUAAAACAAACUAUUCAAAAUGAAGAAUUAUAUGAAAGAUAUGAACGAUUAACAUUAAAACAUGGACUUGAAUCAAUGAAGGAUAUCGUUUGGCGUCCAAGAUGUCAAUCACCUGUUAUUAGUGGUCCUGAUGAUGAUAAUUUAGCUAUAUGUGAUCGAUGUCGUUAUACAUUUUGUAAAAAAUGUUAUGAAACAUUUCAUUCUCAAGCAAUGUGUCCUAAAGAUUAUUUAAUUGAACAAAUGAAAUUACAAAAACAAAAAGAACUUGAACGUCUUCAACGAGAAAAAGAAGCUGCAUUAGCGCAAUUAACUAAAACUAAAGCACAUAAAAAAUCCUUGCAAGAACAAAAUAUUGCUACGCAAAGAUAUCGUAAAAUUAUUAUUAAACUAUCUGAACAAAAUAGCCUAUUACAAGAAAUAUUAACUGCUGAACGAAUUAAUUCAUAA
This is a messenger RNA of Rotaria sp. Silwood1, 1092 nucleotides long. Lineage: Eukaryota; Metazoa; Rotifera; Eurotatoria; Philodinida; Philodinidae. The record is from the annotation of a GenBank genome assembly.